AUGGUUGCGAGAGUAGCUGGUGUGUUUGACGAAAAGCUCACAGAAGCCAUUGCGAAUUCUAAAAUCUUAGUAGUCGGUGCCGGUGGUAUAGGUUGUGAGAUAUUAAAGAAUCUCGUUUUGACAGGAUUCCCUCAGAUUGAAAUCAUCGACCUUGAUACAAUCGACGUAAGCAAUCUAAAUAGACAAUUUUUGUUUCACAAGGAGCAUGUGGGGAAAUCGAAGGCACAAGUGGCUAAAGACAGUGCACUCAGUUUCAAUCCCAACGUAAAUAUAGUUGCACAUCAUGACAGUGUUAUAAGUAAUGACUAUGGAGUGAGUUAUUUCAAGCAGUUCAAUAUUGUCCUGAAUGCUUUGGAUAACCGUGUCGCAAGAAAUCAUGUCAAUAGAAUGUGUCUUGCUGCUAAUGUUCCUCUUAUUGAGACAGGAACAGCCGGUUACGCUGGACAGGUGGAGCUCAUAAAGAAAGGUGUGACACAGUGUUAUGAAUGCCAACCGAAGGCACCUCAAAAAUCCUUCCCAGGUUGCACUAUAAGGAACACUCCAUCUGAACCAAUUCAUUGCAUUGUAUGGGCUAAACAUCUUUUCAAUCAACUGUUUGGUGAAGAGGAUCCCGACCAGGAUGUAAGUCCUGAUACAGCAGACCCUGAGGCUGCUGGGGAUGCAGGGUCAACGGCCCUAACAUCGGAGACCAGUUCGGGAAAUGUUGAGAGGAAAAGCACUAGAGCAUGGGCUGCGGAAACCAAUUACGACCCAGAAAAGUUAUUUGCUAAGUUGUUUGGUGAUGAUAUAAGAUACUUAUUGUCGAUGGAGAAUCUAUGGAAGAAACGUAGGCCGCCCACACCUUUAUCCUGGGAUAGCUUACCGGGGAAAGAUAAUAUAGAAAUACAACAUUCAGGUUUACCAGAUCAAAGAGUGUGGUCUGUGUAUGAAUGUGCUCAGGUAUUUGCUGCUAGUUGCAAAGCUCUUCAAACAGAUCUUAAAAGUCGUCCCGAAGGUGAUCAUCUGGUUUGGGACAAAGAUGAGAAGAGUGCUAUGGACUUUGUCACCGCCUGUGCUAAUAUAAGAUCACAUAUAUUCAAUAUUCCACUGAAAUCACGAUUUGAAAUUAAAUCAAUGGCUGGUAACAUAAUACCAGCAAUAGCCACAGCCAAUGCGAUCGUGGCGGGUUUGGCAGUAUUACGCGCUCAGGCGUUACUAAAAGGAGAGAUUGAAGCUUGUACCAGUGUUUAUUUAAGACCUAAAGUCAACCACCGCGGACAACUAUUUGUACCCGAAAAAACUUUAACACCACCAAAUCCUAAAUGUUAUGUGUGCUCUCCAAAACCGGAAGUAGCUUUAGCAUGUAAUCUCAAACAUCUUACACUUAAAGACCUCAAUACGGCCUUCAAAGAAGGUCUUAACAUGCAAGCUCCAGACGCUACAGUGGAAGGCAAAGGUCUUGUGGUGCUCUCAUCUGAACCGGGCGAAACUGAUCAUAACAACGAAAAGACUUUAGAAGAAAUCGGUCUAAACGACGGAUGUGCCUUACUGGUUGACGAUUUCCUGCAAAACUACGAAGUACGAGUGCGUUUACAGCAAGAAGACGAAGAAAAAACAUGGCGUUUAGUGACAGACGCAGAUUCGCCAAUGCUCGGACCGAAAGAGGAAAAAACCGCCAAUGGUUCGAGCGGUUCCGAACCGAAACCCGGUCCGUCACGCUCCAAGGAAGACAGCGAUAGUGACAUGGAAAUAAUUGAGGAAGACGACGACGGCGAACCGAAACCGAAACCACCAAAACGUCGGAGAACCGAAAUGACAGACGAAGUAGUCGAACUAUGCUAG
Danaus chrysippus (African queen) is the source of this 1821-nucleotide messenger RNA. The record is from the annotation of a GenBank genome assembly. Lineage: Eukaryota; Metazoa; Arthropoda; Insecta; Lepidoptera; Nymphalidae.